AUGCAGAUGACUACUGCAACCACAACUGCGUCUGGCUUGGCGAUGACAUCAACCGCCUCUAUGUCCACCAUGAAUAUGGCUUUUAACACCGAGAACCUGUCCACGCUGCUCUUUUCAAAUUCAUGGAGGCCAACUAGUACUGGCGCGUAUACGGGUACUUGGUUUUUUCUCUUCUUUCUCGCUGUAAUAUGGCGAGCUAUGAGUGCGCAGCUUGUCAAGUUGGACGCUUUCUGGGCCUCAAAGUCUGCGGGAUACCCCAUUCUUAUCAAUGGUGGCCAGGAUAAACCCUCACGGGAGAAAUUGAUUCAAACAUGGCGGCUGUCGAUCAACCUCCCUCGUGCGGUAUUUCGAAUGGUUAACCAGGGCAUUGCAUAUCUAUUAAUGAUUGCAGUGAUGACGAUGAACGUUGGAUUCUUCUUUGCUGUGCUUGUCGGGUACUUUUUCGGAGAACUCACCUUUGGUCGAGUCGGCAUGGCGACUGUUGACAGUUAA
Messenger RNA from Penicillium cinerascens, 492 nucleotides. Its product is annotated as copper transporter family protein. Bases 1 to 492 code for a protein of 163 amino acids. Gene Ontology annotation, molecular function: copper ion transmembrane transporter activity. The record is from RefSeq and is a predicted model, not a curated record. Gene Ontology annotation, cellular component: plasma membrane. The transcript is spliced from 2 exons. Gene Ontology annotation, biological process: copper ion transmembrane transport; intracellular copper ion homeostasis. NCBI's taxonomy places the organism in Eukaryota, Fungi, Ascomycota, Eurotiomycetes, Eurotiales, Aspergillaceae.